AUGGGGAGCCGCGCACCCGUACAUGCAGAGAUGAGCAUGUCUCCUACCAGUCCAUCCCAAUUAUCUUCUGUCAGUAAAGAAUUGCCACAUACUUUUCAGAGGUCGGGAUUGUCAUCAAAUGGUCCAGCACAACAAGCUCUCACCAGAGUUGGAUCUUCGCAGUCGCCACCUGCCAUCAAGCCAGUGUUGUCACCAACACAAGCUCCAUCGUCUAACAGUUUACUUCCAACGACGACGCCUGGCUCUUUGAGUACGCUAGUUCGUCCAAACGAUGGUGCUUCUGGGCCUAAUGGUCAAGAGUCGUUCUCGAAUGCGCGUCCGGUGUUGCAACCAACGAGUCCUACCUCGGUUGGUCCGUCAGUCCGGCCAUCUCUUCAUCAGCCUCUUCUGCCAGCUAGCUCAUCCAGCGCUUCGGCUGCUCACUCAACCAUGAUCUCACCACUAUCGCAAGCUUCUCCUUCAAACGGUAAAGCUCCUGAAGGAAAGACUCUUACUCAUACGGACUUGGCGCCACUUAAUUUAAAGGACCUGGAUGAUAAGAGUGUUUCGGGAACUCCCAAUGGCAGUUCCUUGUCCCCAACCCCUCUUCCUUUCUUAGAGCGUCUCUCAACGAUUCAGCCUCAAAUUCCGAAUCCGCUAGCCAACAAAGACACCGAAACGCGGAAGGUCCCGAAUGGCACCUUCCAAUCAGAAGGUUCUUCUGUGGAUGAAUCGCAACCUUUGGUAAAUUCUCCAACGGGAGACGACGAUCGUCUGCUUGAUCAUCGACAUCUCCAGCCAGGUGAAACGGUUUCACUACUUAGUCACAAAAAAACAUUGGACAUGUAUCGUGAAAAUGCGAAGAAAACGAAUGAUCCACAACUCAAUUACGAGCUUGCAAUUUUCAUGCUUGACGUAAGCCGCUCUCUUGAAUUUUCUGAGCAGAUACUGUCAAGGGGACAAGAUCCGGCAGCUGAGCGAGAACAUUUAGCCAAAGAGGCCGUUAACUUGCUUCGCCGGCUUGCUGACCGUGGUCACGUUGAAAGUCAGUAUCUUGUUGGUGAUUGCUUCAUGAAUGGUUACGGUUUAUCCAAGGGGCGUCCAGAUCUCGGCCUGGCUUAUUCGUAUUUUACUCAGGCAGGUAAACGCGGACACCCCGAUGCUGCUUACCGUGCUGGUACAUGUUAUGAAAAAGGAUGGGGAUGCCGCCGUGAUCAAGCAAAAGCUGUUCAAUUUUACAAGAUGGCCUCCAGUCGUAAACAUCCAGGCGCUCAAUAUCGAUUAGGCACUGCUGAGCUGAAUGGCGAGCUGGGUUUAAAACGCAGCGCACGAGAGGGUGUUAAGUGGCUCAAACGCAGCGCAGAGAAUGCUACACCAGAAUUUCCACAUGCUUUACAUGAACUGGCGCUUCUGCAUGAAAAAGGCAUCUACAACGUACUGUUCGUCGACUACGAGUACAGUUGUGAGUUGCUUGCGCAAGCCGUUGAAAUGGGCUAUGCGCCCAGUGCUUAUAAGCUGGGUGUCAACUACGAAUAUGGACGCAUGGGAUGUCCUCAGGAUAGUGGUCUUAGCAUCCACAUGUACAACAUUGCUGCGCAACAAAACCACAAAGAAGCAUGUUUUGCACUAACGGCUUGGUAUCUUGUGGGAGCCCCAGGAAUUUUACCUCAGAGUGACACAGAAGCAUAUUUGUGGGCCAAACGUGCGGCGGAGCAGGGGCUUGCCAAGGCCGAGUAUGCCUGUGGAUAUUUCUCAGAAAAUGGUAUUGGCACCGCCAGGGACUUAUCUGAGGCCAAGGGAUGGUAUCAAAGGGCUGUUGAGCAUGGUGAUUCGCGAGCAAGCAGUCGACUCAACACACUAUCCGGUUAUACCGCAAAACAAGUGGGAUCCGCGCCUGACGAAUCAGCUACAAGAAACCAACCCAAGGCCAUUCCUGUGCAACCACUCAGUGCACCAUUUCCUAGUGCUGCUCCCAUGAGUACCAUGCGCACUCUGGGUGUAUUGAACUAUCCUACGCCGAAAGCUAUGAGAGAAACCCAAGCGGUUCAGCGUGAUUUGCAUCAACAAGCCCUUGUUGCGGCCAUAGAAGAGCGUGAUCGGUCAAGAUCAGACUUGUCCUCGCCGCAAGGGGGCUCGUUCUUUGGGCCAGGCUGGCAAGCAGGCCGUUUGCCGAACAAACCUUUCUCACCCUCACAGCCGCCGAAGGAAGGUGGUAAGCCAAUGAAUUUGAUUGCAGCUGGUCCGCGUGCCGGUUUCCCGAAACCUCCGACGCCGCCUCCUCCGGAGCCAGAACCAGAGCCAGAGCCAGAACCAGAUGCCGCCCAAGCUGGAGGAAAACAUCGUCUCAAGGCUCGUGUGUUUCGCUUUGGUAGGAAAAAUAAGUCUGAUAAAGGCGCCGAACUCCCUGAACAGGCUGAAGGGGAGGUGCCGGCCUCAUCUAGUGCGCCAAAUGUCGGCAUCGCUGCUGAUGGACCGCUGUCUCCCACAACUACUCAGGAGGCGACACUGGUGCAAUCAGAUGGAUCAAAUCCUGUGUCACCUACAUCCCCCCCUCCCCCGGGACAGCUUGCGAUUACUUCAAAACCGGAGGGAGAGCUUGACAAUGGCAAUAAACCGAACGGACCCUCACAGGCCUUGUCGCUGCUUCCACGUCCUCCCGGUCAACGGCCGGGUGCCCCUCUACAGCCUGAAACUAAGCCGCAAGAAACAUCUCAACAAGGGCAGGCCCAGAGCAAGAAGCCUAAUGAAACGGAACCAAAAGACGUUGAGCCAUUUAUCGGCGAAAAGCCUAAGGAGGAAUCAUCUUCAAAGCCUGGUUUCUCAUUGUUCGGUCUUGGGAAAAAGAAUAAAAACAAGGGUUCCGAGAAAUCGUCGGCGAGAGAAGACGAUAGCAAGGCUAACAAAGAGUCGCGAUUACCUCCAUCUGAUUCUAGUGCUGUAGCGUCCCCUGGUCUGAAAGGCCAGCAGGUUGGCUCCGACACUACUACAAGUCCAAAGCUAGAACCCCAGGAUGCUUCGAAGACGUCUGCGCAGCAAAAAUCCGUCAACCCUUCGCAGUCACCACAGGGUUUGCAACCAUCAGGAUCAACAGCUACUUGGACUCAAUCCAAUAGCAGCGGACCUCCGGUUUUGGCCGGAUUUGCUCCAGGUCGCCCGCCGCUUAGACCCCAGCAAGGUAUGCCUGGACAUGCGAAGCCUGGAAGUCCCCUGGAAGGUCCUCGGCAAGCUAUGCCUGGCAGUCUUGUUCCAGGUCAUCCGUCCUCUGAGCACAAGCCAGUCGGACCUACUCCUAUCAGCCCAGCACAUCCACCUGAUCAACUCGGUGGUCCUCAGCAUGGAACUAGUCAUGGGAACUUCUCUGGUCCGCUGCCGGCUGCUCAUCAGCAAGGAGCCAAUGCACAUUCAACUUCUGGUCCGUCUCUAAAUGGUCCCCAGCAAAGUGCAGGAAGUAUCGUGGCGCUGCGUCCCCCAAAUGUGCCGCCAUCUUCUUCCCAUGCUCCUAAUCAUACACCUUCUACUCGCUCGCUCGCAGAAACACAACCUGUUGUGCCUGUGAAUGCAACGCCGGUUCGUCCUUCCUCGGGUCCUGUUGUAAGGGGCUCUUAUGAAAGUACUGAUGAUUCUCGUUCUGUUGGGAACUUACAGCCUAACCCGAUAGGCAGCACGGGACAUCCACGACCUGCCUCCAAUGGUCGGCCAGGUGUACCGGCAGGACUCGUGCCAGCGCGACCAUCUAUCGGAACUAGUUCUGGUAUGCAAGGAACGCACAAUGCAGGCCGCCUGACGUCUAUGAACUCUCGAUCAAGUAUGCCAAAUCCAACAAUGUCUGGACAACCCACAGCUUCCUCAACACCUACAGAUGUGUCGCACGAGCAGGCAAGGAUGUCGAUGCCGAAUAACAUGCUUCAACUGCGUCCUGUAUCUCCCUCGCGUCCACCAGCGGCGUUGCAACCAAGCACGCAGACACCUCAAAGGCCUGGUAAUCCUUCAGUUUUGACUGCGUCUGGUCAACCACAUGUACUUCGGUCACCAGGUCCACAAAGUCCAUCAUCACCUACCCCCACACAUCAGGAACCUGGCCACCGGCCGCUGAUAAGACCACAACAGGCACGACCAUCUCCUGGUAGUCCUCCGCCGAGUAUGAUGCCGGGUCGCCCGCCUGUCGGACCUGGCGGGCCUGUUUCCCCGCAAGCUGGACCGCGGCAACAGCAACCUCUUUCGCAAAACCAGGGUGUCAUGCCUACGCGGCCGAAUUUCCCGCCUCACCCAAAUAUGGCCGGCUUAAAUGGUCAAUCGUCACCUCGUGGUACACCGCAACCGCAUUUGCAUCCAGGUCGUAUCCCGCCGUCUUCUUCGCACUCGUAUGUGCGACCGCCAAGUGCUAUGCCGCCGCCCUCCAUGCAGCCAGGUAGCGCUUCACCGCCUGGAAGAAUGCCAGCACAAUUGCAUUCUGGUCGCCCUAUGAAUGUGCAAUCGCGAGGUCUGGGUGAAAAUCAGCCAAUUUCGAUGCAAGCCCUAAUGCCGGGUCAGUCAUAUUCCGGAGGCAAUCCUUCUAUUCCUCCAGGUAUGUCGUCCCAACAAGCAGGACGUCCUUCUGCACAAAUGGGUCGUCCUCCGACGGCAAUCAUGCCACCGAAUCAGUUACCAGGGCGCCCCAUUCCUCCUAACUCUGCACCUGGUAUGAACCCUAGUUUCCCAAAUCAUCCUGGUACUUUAAACCCUACUCGCCCUAGUAUGCCUUCAGCUGUCGCACCUGGUAUGCAAAGUGGACAUAUGGUGCCUGGUCAGGUUCGCCCAGGUGUCCCUGGUUUACCACAAUCUGGUGGCCCUCCUGCCUCUCACAAUGCUCGUCCAUGGGCUAUGUCGUCUCCUGUGAGACCCGUGGAGAACAACACCAUUCGACCAAGUGGACCAGGGUCACCACCUCAUGGCACGGGUGCGGCGAGAUCUAUGCUUGGUUCACCUAAUUCGGUGGGCACUGAUAUCGACAAGUUUGAAGAUGCUCCAUCAGCUGAAAUUGCACAAGGACCCCCAGGUGCAGGAGGAGGUAUGUCUUCCCCGAUUAAACCAGAUCCUAAUAUGGCUGGCGAUAAAAAUGCCCGCAGAAAAUUCCUGGGUAUUAUCUGA
Malassezia globosa CBS 7966 is the source of this 5106-nucleotide messenger RNA. RefSeq lists its product as uncharacterized. The transcript has a single exon. Bases 1 to 5106 code for a protein of 1701 amino acids. Lineage: Eukaryota; Fungi; Basidiomycota; Malasseziomycetes; Malasseziales; Malasseziaceae. The record is from RefSeq and is a predicted model, not a curated record. Gene Ontology annotation, molecular function: protein binding.